AUGGGCCUCUCCCUGCUCUGCGCACUGCUGGUCUUUGCUGGGCAGUGGUUUGGCCCAGCAGAGCAGAGGUGCCAGGCCUGCCGCCCCCUGGGCUCCCCUGAGAUUCACAUCCUCUCCUUGUGGCUGGGCUCCUUGGCAGGUGUGGUUCCAGCCGAAGCCGAUGUGCUGGACCUGAACAAGAUGAUCAGACAAGUGACGGGGAAGAUCCCCAUCUUCUUCUAUUCAUCCUAUGGCUGUUACUGCGGAUUUGGUGGCCAAGGCCAACCCAGAGAUGCCACAGACCGGUGCUGCCAUGAACAUGACUGCUGCUACGGUUACCUGGAACCCCAGAACUGUGACUACAAAUACGACCACUACGACUACACCUUUUUCCAGGGGAAAGUCCAGUGUUCCACCAAGGGGAGCUGGUGUGAGCAGAAGCUGUGCGCCUGUGACAAGACAUUGGCCUUCUGCCUGCAACAGAACCUGAACACCUACAAGAAUCACCUGCGUCAUCUGUCCAGAUGCGAGGGCGAAACCCUCAAGUGCAACAACCUCUAGCCUGUCCCCUUGCAUCUUGAGCUCUGGGGAAGCCCCCCCAGGACCACUGGCCACAGCCCCGACCCCUGCCUGGAGCCUUUAAAGCACUCCUGGAAGAGGAAGGGGCUUGCCCUCGCCCCUAGCUACCACUUGCCCCUUGGACCUUCUGAAUCUCCCAGGCUGUCUCUUUUGAUGGUGGAUUGAGAUCUUAGGAAAAACCAAGGCCAGGGAGCCGACAGCGGGUGUGUGUGUUUGGGGCAAAGCGGUGGGUACUGGGGGCAGGGUCUGGGGGCGGGGUGGGGCAUGUUCUCCCUUCAUGACCACUCACCAGGCCCCUCCAGGCUCCACCCGCCCCUAAAACACCAUCCAAAUAGCUGCCAGAGUGGCCUCUGUAAAGGGUGAUAUGGAUCUUUCUGUCCAUGGGACUCUGCUUCUUCAAACCCCAAGGCCCUGAGUCCUGCCUCCCCCUCCAUCCCACCCCUCCAGUCAUCAC
This is a messenger RNA of Bubalus bubalis (water buffalo), 1012 nucleotides long. RefSeq names its product group IID secretory phospholipase A2. The record is from RefSeq and is a predicted model, not a curated record. Bases 1 to 540 code for a protein of 179 amino acids. Gene Ontology annotation, biological process: lipid catabolic process; arachidonate secretion; phospholipid metabolic process. Gene Ontology annotation, molecular function: phospholipid binding; calcium ion binding. The transcript has 4 exons. Lineage: Eukaryota; Metazoa; Chordata; Mammalia; Artiodactyla; Bovidae.